AUGGCAGUGCUCAAGAAUGAUAUCCUACCGGCGGUUAUAUAUAAUACGCUCCCAAACAUCCGCAAUGUCUUCGACGUUCCGUAUGCCAACUCAGUCGACAUAGCAGAUCUCAAGAACUUGCUUAACAAGUAUAAUCUGUCUGACCGAGUGCGUAUCAAGCUAGUCCAUAUACACUUUCGCCUCAAAGAGGGCGAGGUCUUUGCUGCGCAGGACAUCCAUACCCCCAAUCAUGGAAGCAUCACCAUCAUGCGGCCUCUCCCCGCCUUCCAGCACCGAUCUCUCUACGGGUACCACUACUUUGUAGAUGACCAGGGCAAUCUUUCCGCAUACGAGCAUGCAAUGGACAAUGUCUCGACCCACGAACUUGAGUACCCGGCGAAACGGACUUGCAUCGACGUGCCGUACGAAGUUCCACUGCCGUACAGUAAGGACAGCUUCGAUACCAUGACUGAGUUCAUUCGAGAUUGGCCCAUGAAUUCCGAGGGAUUCGAGGUUGUCGGAGACUCGGGGGUGGCCAGGCAACAGCCAACUAAGUCUCACACACAUCAUGUGCACCAUAAACACACGGAUAGACACACGGACAGUCACGAGGAUAACGAUGGGCUGUCCGAUGGUGCCACCAUUUCUGAUCAAGACUCCUUAGAUGGUGAGACUAUGGACGGUCUUUACGUCAGAGGUGGACUGCCGCGCGAGAUUGAGCUCGCCGGAGAUAAGUUGGAUCAAUCCUCUGGGUUGUAUGAGAUUGUGUCGUAUAUUGUCGAUAAUGUCUAG
Messenger RNA from Microsporum canis CBS 113480, 771 nucleotides. RefSeq lists its product as hypothetical. The record is from RefSeq and is a predicted model, not a curated record. The transcript has 2 exons. Lineage: Eukaryota; Fungi; Ascomycota; Eurotiomycetes; Onygenales; Arthrodermataceae. The coding region runs from base 1 to 771 and encodes 256 amino acids.